Messenger RNA from Esox lucius (northern pike), 608 nucleotides. It is a transcript of the gene crygmxl1, whose product is annotated as crystallin, gamma MX, like 1. The coding region runs from base 15 to 545 and encodes 176 amino acids. Lineage: Eukaryota; Metazoa; Chordata; Actinopteri; Esociformes; Esocidae. The record is from RefSeq and is a predicted model, not a curated record. Gene Ontology annotation, biological process: visual perception; lens development in camera-type eye. Gene Ontology annotation, molecular function: structural constituent of eye lens. The transcript has 3 exons.
CCAAAUGUAACACAAUGGGAAAGAUAAUUUUCUACGAGGACAAGAACUUCCAGGGUCGCUCUUAUGAGUCCAGUACUGACUGUACGGACCUGCACACCCAUGUCAGCCGUUGUAACUCAAUCCAAGUGGAGAGUGGCUGCUGGAUGGUAUAUGAGCGCCCCAACUACAUGGGGUACCAGUAUUUCCUGAGAAGGGGCGAGUAUCCUGACUAUCAGCGUUGGAUGGGCUUUAACGAUUGUGUGAAAUCCUGCCGCAUGAUCCCUCAAACUCAGGGAGCUCACAAGAUGAGGAUCUAUGAGCGCUCUGACUUUGGCGGUCAGAUGCUGGAGUUUGCAGAUGACUGCCCCUCCCUUUAUGAUCGAUUCCAUUACAAUGAUAUCCAUUCCUGCAAUGUUAUUGAGGGGAAUUGGCUGUUCUAUGAGCAUCCUAACUACAGAGGCAGGCAGUACCUCCUGAGGCCUGGCGAAUACAGGAGAUACAGUGACUGGGGAGCCGUGAAUUCCAGGAUUGGCUCCAUCAAACGGGUUGCUGCUACUCCAAACUGAGAAGAAAUACAUCAUCAACAUGAAUCAGCAAAGAGUUGAAAUAAAUGAGUUAGGUCCACCUUC